Microthlaspi erraticum is the source of this 987-nucleotide messenger RNA. NCBI's taxonomy places the organism in Eukaryota, Viridiplantae, Streptophyta, Magnoliopsida, Brassicales, Brassicaceae. The record is from the annotation of a GenBank genome assembly.
AUGGCUACGAUACGAGAAGAUGGUGCUGUGCUUUCGGCAACUUUUAGGUGUGCUGUGGUGGAUUUGAAACCCAGCGAUGCCACCCUAAGCAUCUCCGCCGUAAGCUAUUCCUCCUCUACAAACCGAGAAUUGGCCACCAAAUUCUGGAGCAUCUUCCACGAAGAUUCAGGCUUGGUUUCUGUCUUCACUAAUCAGGGAGAGAUCCGUGAAGAGGGUCCUUUUGCAACUCACAUGUUCCCGGCAUCGGCAUCAAGAAGGAGCCGGUGCUCAAGAUUCGAUCAAGGCGCCGGAAACAGCCUCUUGCGUGUCCUUCACCAUUCAGCGGCGGAGGUUGCCUUCUUCAACCGUGACUUGGCUCAGCCUCUUCUAGUCAAAGGCAAGUACGUUCGGUCAGAUUCUCGACAAUCGACGACAGGUGGUGGUGGUGAUCCUCUCGUGAAAUUGGUGAUCGGCGAUUCAAGGUUGAAGCUUCUUGAUUCGAAGCGUGGGGAGUACAUACACAAGUCCCACGGCAUUCGAUUCACCAGGCUCGACAAGUACGAGAGUACUGAUAUCGCGGCGGGCACAAUCAUUGUGUUGGUCAACCUCCGUGACCCAUUUCCAGUUGGCGGAGAAAGAACCCUUAAUUUGCAGGCGGGGCAGUUUAGGGUUCCAAGAGGUUUGGAAUCAAAUAUCUGGAGGGUUCACGAUGACUUGAACAACUGUGGAGAUUAUAUUGUGAGACUUGUGCGUUAUAUUGAUCUUUGCACCAACCCGAUCAUCGAUGGUCCAGCUGAUUCAGAGGAGUAUUUGAACGAUCUGUGGAACCAAGAAAUGCGUAUGACGAUGAGGCAACUUCUUGUUGGUGCUGAGUUCUUUGAUCCUGCUGUUUUGGAUAGGAUACUAGAGAUUCUGGGAACUCGGAUCAGUGAGUGCUUGGACAAGACCUUGACAACUAUUGGGAGACGAUUGGAGUUCAGAAGAGUUCAAGAACUUCAAUUGUUGUGA